This is a messenger RNA of Marmota flaviventris (yellow-bellied marmot), 1468 nucleotides long. The record is from RefSeq and is a predicted model, not a curated record. Lineage: Eukaryota; Metazoa; Chordata; Mammalia; Rodentia; Sciuridae.
AAGCUGUGUGCAGCCAUUAGCCUGGGGAGGGUCUGUGCAUGUCAAGGGUGAGGGCAGCAGAGGCUGAACCCAGGAAGCUCUCUGCACCAAGAUCAUGGUGGCCCUUUGGGAAGCUUCUGCUCUGCUGGUUCUGUUCCUUGCAGCCUUUCUGCCCCCACCACAGUAUGCCCAGGAUCCAGCCAUGGUGCAUUAUAUCUACCAGCGCUUUCAAGUCUUAGAGCAAGGGCUGGAAAAAUGUACCCAAGCAACAAGGGCAUAUAUUCAAGACUUCCGAGAAUUCUCAAAAAACAUAUCGGUUAUGCUGGGAAGAUGUCAGACCUACACCAGUGAGUAUAAGAGUGCAGUAAAUAACUUGGCCCUGAGAGUGGAACGUGCCCAGCGGGAGAUUGACUACCUGGAAUAUCUUCGAGAAUCUGACAUAUGUGUAGAAACAGAGGACAAGACACUGGCAGAAAAGCUACUUCAAGAAGCUGAGGAAGAGAAAAAGAUCCGAACUCUGCUGAAUGCAAGCUGUGAUAACAUGCUGACGAGUAUAAAGUCUCUAAAAAUAGUGAAGAAGACUAUUGACACAGAUGGCUCUUGGAUGAAAGAUGCUGGCAGUGACUCUCCAAAAGUAUAUUUCUUAAUUGGAUCCAGAAACAACACUGUUUGGGAAUUUGCAAACAUGCGGGCAUUCAUGGAGGACAGCACCAAACCCCCUCCCCGGAAGCUAAACCUACCACUUUCCUGGCAGGGAUCAGGCCAGGUGAUCUACAGAGGUUUUCUAUUUUUUCACAACCAAGGGACUUUAAAUGAGAUAAUCAAAUAUAAUCUGCAGAAGAGGACUGUAGAAGAUCGAAUGCUGCUCCCAGGAGGGGCAGGCCGGGCACUGGUCUACCAGCACUCCCCUUUCACUUACAUUGACCUGGCUGUGGAUGAGCAUGGGCUUUGGGCCAUUCACUCAGGUCCAGGCAUCCAAGGCCAUUUGGUUCUCACAAAAAUUGAGUCUGGCACACUGGGAGUGGAGCACUCAUGGGAUACUCCUUGCAGAAGCCAGGAUGCUGAAGCCUCAUUCCUCAUGUGUGGGGUUCUCUAUGUAGUCUACAGUUCUGGUGGCCAGGGCCCGCAUCGCAUCACCUGCAUCUAUGAUCCACUGGACACUAUCAGGGAGGAGAAUCUGUCCAACUUGUUCUUCCCCAGGCGGCCAAGAAGCCAUUCCAUGAUCCAUUACAAUCCCAGAGAUAAGCAGCUCUAUGCCUGGAAUGAAGGAAACCAGAUCCUUUACAGACUCCAGACAAAGAGAAACCUGCCUCUGGAGUAACAUGUUGCAACUGGGAGGGAGGGAGAGUAACAUCAUGGCUUUGGCAGCUGCUCUCUGGGACACUGAGACCACAACCUCUUCACAAUGUAGUAUCACUCUGGUCACACACAGGAAUAGGUUGUAGAAGUGGGAAUACAUAUGCAUCCUUUCCCAGGUGGUACUGCAUUA